CUUCGCUGUCUGAAGAGCCCAAAGAAGAAGCGAGCGACUUGGAAUACCGCCGCAAUCAAUACCUUCCUAUACCCAACCAACCACCUGUUUUCCUUCAACUCCAGACCUGGAUUCCUCACAUGUCUCUCUCUCUCUCUCCCUUUUUACUUCCAGUGCGAAAGAAAACCUGUGAUGGAGCCCACCUUUUUUUCAAUCCUUACCGUUAUUACCCAUUACCCUUAUUCUUACCCUUACCCAAUAACGAAUCAAUGAAUGAAUUUUUCUUCCCGCACGAACGAACCCUAGGUAAACAGACUACUUACUUACGAUUAUGUCUCUCUUCUACUUACUUCCCUUCCACCGGAAUCUCCGUCCUCUUUACCCGUCAGGCACUGGUUUGGUUUCUUUGCCGUCGUCUCUUGUACAAGUAUUUCUCUGUUACGGUCUCUCCUUCUUCCUUCCCCCCCUCCCUCUCCAUGUCUUUGUCCUGCCACCAGGUUCUUUUGCAGGACAGUAGUUAGGGGGUGAUGGUGUAUUAGUAAAUGCUCUCUCUUUUUUCUCUUUUCUUUGUUGAUCAGCUGCUUAUUCAAUGAGAACCCAUGAC
Molecule: messenger RNA, 583 nt
Organism: Aspergillus heteromorphus CBS 117.55
Lineage: Eukaryota; Fungi; Ascomycota; Eurotiomycetes; Eurotiales; Aspergillaceae
Exons: 1
Coding region: 120-500 (126 amino acids)
Source: RefSeq, a predicted model, not a curated record